GUUGUGUUGCUGUGACCUCGUAGCUCUCGGUAGUGAGGGAGGAGACUGAAGUGUGUGUGCGCUCGCUGCUCUCCAUUGCAUGGUGGAUGAUGGCCGCGUCAAAGCCUGUCGAGCCGCAGUCUGGGAGUGGUUUACCCCGCUGGCAGCUGGCACUGUUGGUAGGGACCCCAAUAGUUCUCGGGGUAGGUGCCGUGUACCUAUGGAACCGUAGUCGGACGAAGGACAGCCAGGGAAAACGAAAUGGGGAAAGGAAAACACCAGAAGGCAGCGCAAGCCCUGUCCAGGGCCAAGACGGCGCAGCUAAUCGGGCGAGUCCAGAGGUGGAAAACAUGAGUCCUCUAGACCGUGCACAGGGAGCGAAGAACAAGGGCAACAAGUACUUCAAGGCGGGCAAGUAUGAGCAGGCCAUCCAGUGUUACACGGAGGCCAUUGCCCUCUGUCCUGGUGAGCAGAAGGCAGACCUGUCCACCUUCUACCAGAACAGAGCUGCAGCCUAUGAACAGCAGAUGAAGUGGACUGAAGUGGUACAGGACUGCACUCAUGCUGUGGAGUUAAACCCACGCUACAUCAAGGCCCUUUUCAGGAGGGCUAAAGCCCUGGAAAGACUGGACAACAGGAAGGAGUGUCUGGAAGAUGUCACAGCGGUGUGCAUUCUUGAGGCCUUCCAGAACCAGCAGAGUAUGCUGCUAGCAGACAAGGUGCUGAAGUUGCUGGGGAAGGAGAAAGCCAAAGACAAAUACAAGAACCGUGAGCCCCUGAUGCCGUCUCCUCAGUUCAUCAAGUCCUACUUCAGCUCCUUCACCGAUGACAUCAUCUCCCAGCCCCUGCAGAAGGGCGAGAAGAAGGACGAGGACAAGGACAACGAGGGCGAGGCGGCAGAGGUCACCGAGAGCUCUGGCUACCUGAAGGCCAAGCAGUACAUGGAGGAGGAGAACUAUGACAAGAUCAUUAGCGAAUGCACCAAGGAGGUGGAGUCUGGCGGCAGGUACACAGCCGAGGCCCUGUUACUGCGCGCCACCUUCUACCUGCUGAUAGGCAACUCCAACGCUGCCCAGCCUGACCUGGACACGGUCAUCAACAUGCAGGACGCCAAUGUCAAGCUGCGGGCCAACGCCUUGAUCAAGCGUGGGAGCAUGUACAUGCAGCAGCAGCAGCCUCUUCUGUCCACUCAGGACUUCAACAUGGCCGCCGAGAUCGACACGCACAACGCCGAUGUGUACCACCACAGGGGACAGCUGAAGAUCCUGCUGGAUCAGGUGGAGGAGGCGGUGGGGGACUUUGACGAGUGCAUCAUUCUGAGACCGGACUCUGCCCUGGCCCAGGCACAGAAGUGCUUCGCUCUGUACAGACAAGCCUACACUGGGAACAACCCCUCCCAGGUUCAGACGGCCAUGGAUGGCUUUGAGGAUGUCAUCCGGAGGUUUCCCAGAUGUGCAGAGGGCUACGCUCUGUAUGCACAGGCCCUGACCGACCAGCAGCAGUUUGGCAAAGCCGACGAGAUGUACGACAAGUGUAUCGAUCUGGAACCAGAUAACGCUACGACAUAUGUCCACAAGGGGCUGUUGCAGCUGCAGUGGAAACAGGAUCUCGACCUGGGCCUGGAUCUCAUCAGCAAGGCCAUCGAGAUCGACAACAAAUGUGACUUUGCCUACGAAACCAUGGGAACCAUCGAGGUUCAAAGAGGCAACCUGGACAAGGCGAUAGACAUGUUCAACAAGGCUAUUAACCUGGCCAAGUCUGAGAUGGAGAUGGCUCACCUUUACUCACUGUGUGAUGCGGCUUACGCCCAGACCGAAGUGGCCAGGAAGUACGGGCUGAAACCUCCCACGCUGUAACUGCCCCCAUCCGACCCCCACCCCUCUACUGCUGAGCCUGUUCAAAACCUCUGCAAAUCGGAGUUGUUUUGGGUUUGUACAAAACAAGAGUACUGGUUAGGAAGGCUGUUUAAAAAAAAAAAAAGCGGUUUCUUUCUGGUCGUUAUCAUGCGAAUUUAAACCAGAGUUUAAUUUGAGAGGGUAUGUACUGUUCACCAUGAAACUGAUGAUUUUUCAGGCCUCUGGAAGUCUUGGGGAAAUAAAGGUCUUAACCCACACACCCCAUCGUGGCCGGAUAUAGAGUUUGAGCCUGGAUGCUUUUAGUUUCCCUUAUGCUUCACUAUGAGUAUGUUUAUUCUUUAGAAAAGGAGAAAAAAAAAAAACUUCUGUUCAGAAUCUGUAAGGGGGUCGUCCAUUUAUAAUUUACUAAUAUUCCCCAAUUGAGAUGCAUUAGGUUGAUUAUGUCAAAUUAUAGUUGAUUGGUAAAUUGUGUGCCAUUUAAAGGCUGUCUGACAUCUCUGUGCACAUUGACAGCUUCAUGGUGUUCCAAUUAACUGUUCAUUAGUUAUCUAGCUGUUUCUUGUUCUGAACAGCAGUUGCUCUCUGGUCACAUGCAUAUCCUAACAAAUUCUUUAAGUGGCAAAUGCAGGAUUGCAAUUUUAGUCAAAUGUGUAUGUAUAUUAAGAUGUAUGUGUUAGGUGUAAUGCUGGAAUCUGGACUGUGGGCAAACACUGAUGUUAAAUUGAAAGAUUUGGGUCCUAAAGUGUUUUUAUUUUAUUUGGGAUUGCCUGUUUGUCUUUUUAUAUAUUCUGUACAGCAUGUGUGAUAUUUCUCUUUAUAAAUAAAUGUUAAUACAACGCUUGUGCUGA
Molecule: messenger RNA, 2683 nt
Organism: Osmerus eperlanus (European smelt)
Lineage: Eukaryota; Metazoa; Chordata; Actinopteri; Osmeriformes; Osmeridae
Gene: tomm70
Product: translocase of outer mitochondrial membrane 70 homolog A (S. cerevisiae)
Exons: 12
Coding region: 87-1835 (582 amino acids)
Biological process (GO): protein insertion into mitochondrial inner membrane; protein import into mitochondrial matrix
Cellular component (GO): mitochondrial outer membrane
Molecular function (GO): protein binding; transmembrane protein transporter activity
Source: RefSeq, a predicted model, not a curated record